AUGGGUUGGAGUAAAAACACUGUAGCAAACCUAAAAGUGGUUUUCUUUAAUCUGUUUUCUCUUACUGCUGCUAUUGUUUUCUACAACUACUGCUGUUGUUAUUUUCUUAGUAUACUUUCGUGCUUUAGAAAUGAAUUUGAUACAGAAUUGAGGCUUUUAUCUGCUGAUUUUAGUACUGCUAACAUUGUGGUUCAUUCUGAUUUAAGACUGCUAACUUGUGCUUCUGAUCAGGAUUACCAUCAGUACCUCUUUAUAUUUGUGCAAGUUAAUAAAUUUGGAGUGCCUUGUACACAAGAAGGAGCCGUACUUGGAUAUUUUCUUGGAACUAUUGCAACAAAUGGGACUCUUGCACCUGUGAAUUUCUCUAGAUGGGAUGAUAAACUUAUGAAGCCAUUUUAUCGCAAAAUGUUAGCUAUCGUUGAGGAAAAGUUUGAAUUUCCACCUGAGACGCAUAAAUGGGUACUCCAAUCGAUUAACAAGAAAUGGAGGGAUCAUAAGUUUGAUUUGAAGUCGAGAAACUUUCUCUCCAAUAAAACUAUGGAGCAGAUUGAAUCAUCUAUUCCAGAAGGAAUUGUGCCUAGUCAAUGGCCUACAUUAGUCCAAUCAUGGUUUAGUGAGUCUAAUCAGGUUAACUUUUAUUUUUUUAUCUUCUUGUUUAGAUUUUACUAA
Messenger RNA from Mercurialis annua (annual mercury), 669 nucleotides. RefSeq lists its product as uncharacterized. The record is from RefSeq and is a predicted model, not a curated record. Lineage: Eukaryota; Viridiplantae; Streptophyta; Magnoliopsida; Malpighiales; Euphorbiaceae. The transcript is spliced from 7 exons. The coding region runs from base 1 to 669 and encodes 222 amino acids.